UUAUAAACAGGCCAUGUUUAUCGGAUCAAAAUUACAGUAUACAAGUGACCAAAAUAGAAUAAUUCGAGACUUGUAUAAUUGAUAAGAUUAAGGUAUAUAGAAAAUAAAUUGGUUAGGAGGGGAUACAAAUGUGGUUAGCCUUACAUUCAAUGAGUUGUGCGAGAUUAAGGAAAUCGGAUCGUUCAAGAAUUCAAAGUACGCUAGUUUUGUAGAAUAUUUAAGUGGAUAGCUACUAGUUAUUAUAAGUAGUAAUGAUAAUUCAAAUACUUUUUUAUCUUUAUUGACUUAACACGGGACAGAUAAAAAAUGCUAGUGUACCUGUAACAGGUUUUGUGAUAAUUUUCGAGUAGAAAACGUAAAUUUAAAAUCUCUAGUUUAGAUGUGUUCUAUGGACUACGAAAUGUUGGUAUCACACAGUCCACCCGUUUUUAGUCAUAGUCCCCCAACCGGAGGUUUUCUCCACGACUACGCAGCUUUAAGGUUAGGCACCGACUUCCCCAGAGCAGCUUUCACCACCUGUAGGUCACUGCAACACUCUAACUCAUUUAAUUCUUUAUCGAAAGUUCCUUCCUUGAAGAUGCCGGCGUUUCCAAAAAGGCCGUGUUUAGUGAUCAGACCGACCGAUGAAUCGAGUUCUGGCGAUGAGGAUCCCACAAGCCCGACGAGACUGAAGAAAAAGGUGGUAUUCGCGGACGACAAAGGUAUGUCGCUGACCCACGUGAGGGUCAUGUCCGAACCCUCAAACGUUCCUCCGCUUUGGAGCUCCCGAUUCCUCGCCGAAGUUACUCAAGGACUGAACGCCGACCCCAUCGGCGAAGUGGACACGUGGGAAAUCACGUUUCCUCAACCGGCCUCCGAUUACGUAACCUUUAGAAAGCGUCUCGACACCGAAAACGUUUCGCUCGAAAAUGUGAUUUUGAAAGAGUCAGAAGAUAAUAUUUGGGGAACCGUUAAGGUUAGGAAUUUAACGUUUCACAAGGAAGUGUUUGUGAGGUGUUCCACAAACGAUUGGAAAAGCUAUGAAGACUGUUUUUGUACAUAUGUGCCAAAUAAUAUGAACACGAACAUAAACGUUUUGUACGAUACUUUCUCCUUCAAAUUCCCCCUACCUAACGCAAAAGUAAAGAAGCUAGAAUUUUGCGUGUGCUUCAGAAGCGAUGGAAAAGAAUUCUGGGACAACAAUCAACAAAAAAAUUACGUUUUGCUGAAGAAAUCGACACUUCAUAGGUCGCUAUCCAACGAUGAUUUAUUUAAGAGAAACGAAAAAGAAAGUAAGUGUGCUAUUAUAGACUCCGUGAAUUCGAUGUUGCCAAACCAAAACCAACUUCAAGGAUUGAUGGUUUUAAUGAAGAAAUUAUCAAGUGGCCGUUAAGUUGGUGUAAUAUGAAGCUGUCUGUAUAAGUUACAAAAAAAAAACGGGUCAAUAUUGAAAUAUGGCCCGGGACUGAAAUCUGUGAUAUAACGAUAUGACCGUAAUUUAUUUGAGAAAUGUGUUGAGUCAGUGGAUUAUUGUUCGCCAAGAGGAGAAAAGUAUGUUCUGUGUUUUUUGCUUUACAUAAAUUAGUACCUACUCAAAAGACUGAUAUUAUAAUUGAUAAGUGUAAAUGUCAUAUUUUAAUAGUUUGAG
Psylliodes chrysocephalus is the source of this 1627-nucleotide messenger RNA. The record is from the annotation of a GenBank genome assembly. NCBI's taxonomy places the organism in Eukaryota, Metazoa, Arthropoda, Insecta, Coleoptera, Chrysomelidae.